Molecule: messenger RNA, 1244 nt
Organism: Wyeomyia smithii (pitcher-plant mosquito)
Lineage: Eukaryota; Metazoa; Arthropoda; Insecta; Diptera; Culicidae
Exons: 2
Coding region: 203-1219 (338 amino acids)
Source: RefSeq, a predicted model, not a curated record
UCUCUGGUUAUAAUACAGUGCAGUUUUAUCGGCAACGGAAUGUAAACGAAUUGAUUAUUUAUUUGUUGUUUUUGUACCAUUUAUGUUCUUAAGUUAAGAAGAAUAACAGUAUCUUUUAAAAGCUCUAGAAAGAUGAAUAAGCUGCUGUGCCAUUCAAAACAAUCCUGCUGUCAUUGAUAGCAGAGAUUGUAGAAAGAAGAAGAUGAAUAAGGUGAUCGUUAUAAAUAAAGAGUUUCAUCAACUUUGUCUAAUUGCAAAGAUUGACAUGAGUACACUAUCCAUGGAUGGCAGUCGUUACGUUUGCGGUUCCAAUGAGGAAUCAUGUAUUUUACAAAGUCGCUUGGAUGGAACCACUUCGGUACAACUUGAUAGAGCCUUGGAUCAACUAAUCGAUUUCUCUUGGGACGACGAAGAUGAAGAACAUGAUGCUAUGUUGGCUCUCUUCAUUUGCACAAUAAAAAGAGACAACUUCGCCUUGGCUGAGGAACAGCUUGGAGAACUUAUUGAUAACAAACUAUUUCAACAAGAUCAGAGCACCAACUUUAUUCUUUAUGAUUUGAAUUAUAAAACACAAACAUGUUGUUGUCGAGAAGUUAUCUGUAAAUUGUCGAUGAUAUUGAAUUUUGGGUUUGCCGAAUUAAGAUGUGAAAAGCCAAGUGUUGGAAGACUGUUGGAGAUACUUCACCAGCUGCAACCAUUUACCAGCACUGACGAUAAGGACGAGGGAGUCGAUUCUUUUUUACAACAUGUGUGGGCCUACAGCAUCAAAACCGGUGCAAUGGAUUUAAUUUCGAAACUAGUUCAAAUAUACCCUUUACAAGUAAAUUUAAUGAUCGAUAAGAUUAUGAGUUCGGAAUUGUUAGAAGCUGAGUUUCUCUCUGAAAAUGAAAGCUACAACUUGCUGACAUCAAUUAUAAGUAUUCCUGAAGUGUUCAAACAUGUCAGUUUACGCUUAGCACAAAUGAGUUUGGAAUCGAACGAAAAAUCUAAUACUUUGAUAAAUAUUCUUGUAAAGUUUCUAAAGUCGAACUUGUCGAAAAGUAAGUUUAUAAAUAUAUAUCCCUUAGAAAUACGUUCGAUUGUCGCUGUACUUAAUGAAGCAAUACAUGCUGAAGAUCAGCUUAUACUUGAUCUUGUUAAUGUAGUCAGAACUGAGUCGCACAUAAACUUUAUUAUUUUAGUAACUCAUUUUCCUAUCUUCAUACAUUUAAAAAAAUAAAAGAUUCAUACAGAAAUUAACAAUA